AAUUUUCAAAAAUAACUUCUGAUUUAUUAGCUUGGAGAACAAUAAUUUUUAAGUGUAAGCUUUUUCUGUCUACCUGGCAACCCUAACUUGUUUUGUUUUGCUAUCUGGAUUUCAUUUUCGGCAGACUUGGAUUGCAUUGGCCGGUGCGUUGGGGCUUGGAUUGGGCAAAGUGCACUUUAAUGCAGUAUCGGGCCUGUGCAAGGUUCUUGCCCUCUAGCUGGGUAUUCGCACGCAACCUGUUAACUGUCGCCAGCAGCACCGCAUUCGUCACAAGCUGUUCGUCUUUCGCCGACACCAGACCUUUUGCCGGAAUCUCCGCUUCCAAGAUGAGCAGCAACGCCAAGACCUGUAAAUCGUCGUGCCCCGGAACACCAUACCAAGCAGGUAGCAGCUCAGUGGCAUAUGUGACCACCCCGGACCAGGAGUCGGCCAAGAAGCUAGCCCGCGGCAUCAUCGAGAGGAAACUGGCCGCUUGCGUCAACAUUGUGCCGCAGAUCGAGUCCAUAUACAUGUGGGAGGGCAAGGUCAACGAAGACAGCGAGUACCUGCUGAUGAUCAAGACGCGCACCCAGCAAGUCGACGAGUUGAGCAAGUACGUCCGGGAGAAUCAUCCGUACAGCGUUGCUGAGGUCAUCUCCUUGCCUAUCCAGAAUGGUAAUCCGCCAUACUUGAAGUGGAUCGAGCAGACAGUGCCGGAUAAGCCAGAGAAUAAAGACUAAUUUCACUUAAAAUGAAAAUAAAUGGUUAAAAUAUUUCAAAUGUAAAUUUCAUGUAUAUUUGCAAGCUUAAUUUUUGAGGCGCCAAAUUGCAGUGUUGCCAGAAGUCUAUGACAAUUUUAAGCUUUUGUAAACAAGAAAAUCUAAGCGAAAUUUUAUAUUUGUUUUGCGCUAUUCAAUACAAUUUAUACAAUCAUUCAUACUUUAGAACAGCAAUGAACUAUAAUAUAUAAAGAGUAUAAAAUAUAUUGUUGAAGUUA
Messenger RNA from Drosophila ananassae, 976 nucleotides. Its product is annotated as protein CutA homolog. Lineage: Eukaryota; Metazoa; Arthropoda; Insecta; Diptera; Drosophilidae. The record is from RefSeq and is a predicted model, not a curated record. The transcript has a single exon. Gene Ontology annotation, molecular function: copper ion binding. Gene Ontology annotation, biological process: response to metal ion. Bases 180 to 719 code for a protein of 179 amino acids.